AUGUCCGGAUUUUUCAAGCAGGCGUGGCAAUCGGUCACCGGCGGCCAGGACGAGGCGAACGGGGCGGUCGUCGCGACGCCCCCCGAGCCCGCCGCCAUUGACCAGGCUGCCAAGCCAGAUGCCAACGGAGACCUCGCCGCGCAGCCAAAGGCCGAGGUGGCGCCCGCCGCCGCCGCGGUUCCCGAUCCCCCGAGGGCCGAACAUGGGGUUGCCGACGAAACAGCGAUGAAAUCCGAUGAAAAGCCGGACUCGCCCGACGAGAUCGAGGGAGAUCGCGCCCCGGAUACGGUCAACGGCGGAUCCGGCGACGGAGACGACACCGUGGCCCCAGCCCCUGGAACUCCCAGUGAGGGCGAGAAGGACGGACGCAAGAUGCUGACCCCUCAGGACGCCGUCAACCCGGCGCUAGUGGGGCGAUGCAUCGACGUCCUCUGGCCGGAGGAUGGCACCUGGUGGAAGGCGAAGGUGAUCAACCUGAACCCUGUCACCGGCAUGGCCACCCUCUACUACGAGCCCAAGGAGAAGCAGGACGGCGGCGACGCUCCCAAGGAGGAGGGCGAGAAAAAGUCGGAUGCGGCCGACCCAGAUCCGAACGCUGUACGCCCGCCGAGCGAGCCCAAGGACGUGGAGAUGACCGACGCGACCGAGGAACCGGCUAAGGCGGAGGAUAAGAAGGACGGCGAGGGUGCCGGGGACGAGGAGGACGAGGAGGACGAGGAGGGUGAGGGCGAGAUCGAGGAGCUGGAUCUCCGCGAGGCUGCCGGGAACAACGAGGUGUGCUGGUCCGCGUCCGAAGUCGAGAAGAUGAAGCAGGAGUACGAGGCCAUCCUGAACGGCGGACCGAUCGCGCCCGCAGAUAAGGUGGCCGUCCCCUGCCCGCACUGCGACAAGCGCGCGUUCAAGUACCUUCGAUCCAUGGAGAAGCACGUCUGGAACGAGCACGGGGUGAAGCUGACCAGGGAGGAGAUGGACGCAUUCGAAAAGGCGCUCAGGGCUGGCCGCACCAUGGCGGGUCCCAUGCCCAGCCGCAGGAGGGCGCCCAUCGCGCUCCCCGAGAUCAUCACCAUCAACUACGACGAGAUGUACGACAUCCUCACCAUGGAAGAUGGAGAGACCCAGGACGACGAAGCCGUCAAGGCGCGGGCGAGGGAGCGCGUGCGCGUGGUCAAGGAGGCGAGCGAAAAGACACGCGCCGCGGGAGGACCCGAGGGCCAGCGCGCCACCCUGUGGGCAGCCGGAGAGCAAGACCUAUGCCACAUCUGCGGCGAGGCGGACCCGGAUUUCUGGAACAUCGAGAACGACUGUAUCGUCAUGUGCGACGGCUGCGACGUUCAGGUGCACCUCUCCUGCUACGGGCUCUCCGAGGUGCCCGAGGGCGAAUGGUUCUGCCAGGGCUGCAUCGACGGCAUCAAGGUUGGCAGGGAUAGGCCCGACGACGCGGGCAUGUGCGCGCUCUGCCCCGUGCCCGGCGGCGUGCUGAGCAGGGUGCAGCCUCCAAGCAGGUGGAACACCGCUUGGGGCGCGGACGGCACCCACGCGCAUCUCUGCUGCGCCGCCUCGCUCGGCGAGGUGAUUGUCACCCCGAGCACCACCUGCGCGCCCGUGAUUGACAUGCACAGGGUGAAGAACUCGCGCAUGAUCCUCAACUGCGGUCUGUGCAACCUCGCCGGAGGGUGCGUGCAGUGCAGCAUGAAGAACUGCUUCCAGGGCUUCCACCCGCUCUGCGCCCGAUCCGCGGGCCUGGUGCGCCUCUACCCGGAUAAGGAGGAUAUGCACUCCCCCCCAAUCUUCUUCUGCGCGGAGCACUCCGCCCCGGCGUUCGCGCAGAGGCGUUACAAGGCUGCGGGUAUGCAGCCCCCCGUCGGCAUGGGCGCCAGUUCCGGCAACCUCGCAGGCAUGGUCCAGGCGCCGUCGUCAAUUGGCCUCGCCGACAUCGGCGGUGGCCGCACCUACGACGCGAUGGACAACGAGGAGCGCAUGGCCAUGAACGCCGCCAUGAAGUCCGAGGGUGCCAAGGUGGAGCUGCGCAAGGCCAAAUUCGUCGCGAGGCUGUGGCACCGAUUCGUGCCCUUCCUGCCGCAGCCCACGGAUCCGGCUAAGCGCAUCGACAUGCACAAGCGAUCGGGUGCGUUCUGCAGGCGCGUCAUGACCCGCGCCAAAGUUCCCGAGAAGGAGCAGGAGCGAAUCGCCAAGAUGACCGACGCCGAGGGCGAAAAGGAGGUGGAGCAGGAGAUGGAGGCCGCGAGGAAGAAGGCCCACGGCGACGCCAAGAAGGGUUCGCACCUCAACGAGGGUUUGAGGCAGUACCAGCGAGAGGGUGUCGCAUGGCUCGCCGCACAGCAUGCAUCCGGCGCCGGAGGCGGUAUCCUCGGAGACGACAUGGGUCUGGGCAAGACGCUUCAGGUCUUGUCCUUCCUUCAGUACCUGCGCGAUGCCAAGGGAGAAUCUGGCCCGCACCUCGUGGUGUGCCCACUCUCCGUGCUGCCCACCUGGGUGACGGAGUCAAAGCGUUGGUGCCCGUCGCUCAGGGCGGUUGCGUUCCACGGCCCCGAGGCUGAGCGCAACAGGCUGAAGCAGGAGGUGCUCGUGCAGGGCACCUUCGACGUGCUCGUCACCACCUACGAGAUGCUCACCGCUGAGCAGAGCAUGCUCGCCAACAGGUUUCACUUCAGGUACAUGGUGCUCGACGAGGCGCAGAGGGUCAAGAACGACAGCUCACUCGUCUCUCAGGCGGUUCGCCGCAUCCGCACCACCGCGAGCCUCCUGCUCACCGGUACGCCCCUUCAGAACAACCUCCACGAGCUCCGAGCCCUCGUCUCGGUCCUCUUCCAGGAUGUCCUCGAGGCUGCCGGCGCGGAGAAGAUGGAGGUUGACGCCGACGCCGCCUUUGGGGAUGACAGCGCCGUGUCCGCCGCGCGAGCUCUCUUGCAGCCCCUCAUGCUCCGCCGCACCAAGGCCGCGGUGCUCGCCAAGGAUCUGCCCCCGAAGACCGAGACGGUCGUCAGGGUGCCCCUCUCCGAUGCGCAGAGGCAGUGGUAUAAGACCCUACUCGAGGGUGAGACGGGUCUGUUUGGAAAGCUCGCGUCGACCAACGCCACCUCCGAGAAGGGUGCGCUCGGCAAGGGCAUGUGCAUCGCCGAGGCGGCGGAGGAGGAGGCCAGGGUCGGUGGUCAGGAGUUCACCAAGCUGAGUAAUCUCCUCAUGCAGCUCAGGAAGGUGUGCUGCCACCCGUUCAUCUUUGGAGACGACGCCGCCAAGGCCAUCAUCGGCGCGAGCGGCGGCAACCGCGUCGAGGCGCUCAUCGAGGCGUCUGGCAAGCUCAAGGCGCUCGACGAGAUGCUCCCCCGCAUGCGCGCGGGUGGUCACAAGGUUCUCAUCUUCUCCCAGUUUACCAUGAUGCUCGACAUGCUCGAGGAGUUCUGCGAGGCUCGCGGCCACGCGCACCUCCGUCUCGACGGUAGCACCUCCCUCGCGAGGCGCAGGUAUGAGACUGCCCUCUUCAACAAGCCGGAUGGCAGGCAUUUCGUCUACCUCUGCUCCACGCGCGCGGGUGGUCUCGGUAUCAACUUGCAGUCCGCGGACACCGUCAUCUUGGCGGAUCCCGACUGGAACCCGACCUACGAUCAGCAGGCUCAGGAUCGCGCGCACCGCCUCGGGCAGAAGCGACCGGUGACGGUUAUUCGCAUGUGCCACGCCAACUCUGUCGAGGAGGGCAUCCUCGCGGUGGCUGCUCGCAAGGCUGGACUCGCCGCGGCGGUGCUCGCGGGCCUCGAGGCUGGUGCCGACGUCGAGGCUCUCGAUGCCGCCGCCGCUGCUGCGGGAGAGGAUCCCGCCGCAGCCGCGAAGCUUUCCUUCGCAGAGCUUCGCGAGAUCAUCAUGUCUGGAGCCAACGCGGCUGACCUCCCCGGUCCCCCUGAGAGGAAGACGACCCGCUCUUCCAAGACCCCAGCCAAGACACCCGCCAAGUCCACAGAAGAUGCGCAGGCGGAGGGUGCCGCGGCGCUCGCUAGGGCGGCGCAGAGCACCGGCAAGAAGGGGCACUACCAGUGGGAGGGCAUGGACUACACGUCCAGUGCCGCCAAGAGUAACAAGAAGGACAUCGCCGAUCUCUGGGUGGAGCAGCUCGGAGACACGCGCCGCAACCGCGUGUCCACCGUCGAAAUGGUCGACGCCGGAUUCGGCCUCGGCAUGCAGGCCGUGUCCAGGGCGUCGCUUCAGGAGGCGCGCGAGGCUGAGGACCGCGAACGCCGAGCGGCUGCGGCUCGCGAGUCUGCUCGACUCCGAGCGGCUGACAAGGCGUCGCGACACGAGACUGUUUGCUGCGAGUGCAAGGGCGACGAGGAGGGCGGGUGCAACAAGCCCCCUCCCGCGUUUCUCGCCCCGGAUGUCGCAGCCGAGCGUCUCCGAUGCCGCAACUGCCCGAGGACCAUGUCUCUCGGCUGCGCCAGGCUCGUGACCCGCCCCAGGAUGGGUUGGCAGUGCCCCCAGCACCACUGCAAGAGCUGCAACCGCACGGCGAGCGAGGCCGGCGGUUUGCUGUUCCGAUGCGUGGACUGCCCAACCGCGUUCUGCGCCGAGUGCAACGGCGAAACCCCUUUCGACGCCGUCGAGGGCAACCCUGAAUGGGAAGCUCUCGGGUUCUACCUGCCGAAGUCGUUCGAGUACGUGCGCUGCAACGACUGCGUCAUCGAGAAGGAGAUUCGGGACAGGGAGGAGAAGAAAAGGCGCGAAGCGGAGGAGCGGGAGAUGAGGAGGAACCCCAAGCUCGCCAAGCAGAAGAGGGAGGCUGAGGCCAAGGCUAAGGCUGAGGCUGAGCGAAAGGCAAAGGAGGCCGAGGAGCAGGCGCGCGCCGAGGCCGAGGCAAAGGCAAAGGCUGAGGAGGAGGCAAAGAAGCCCAAGCCCCCGCCCAAGCCCCGGGCUCCCGGGCAGCCCGUCAGGUGCGAGGUGUGCGCCCGCGCCAAGAAGGGUGGAUGCGGUACCGAGAAGGCGCACUCGAAGUGUCUCAAGCUCAAGCAGAACGGAGGCGACAUCGACAUCGUUAAGGCGGGGGUUGCCAAGGCUCCCGCCACCACAGCUCCUCCUGCCAAGCCUCCUCCCCCGUCCAACUCGAAGGACAAGAAGAGGAAACGUUGA
Molecule: messenger RNA, 5133 nt
Organism: Micromonas commoda
Lineage: Eukaryota; Viridiplantae; Chlorophyta; Mamiellophyceae; Mamiellales; Mamiellaceae
Product: SNF2 super family
Exons: 1
Coding region: 1-5133 (1710 amino acids)
Cellular component (GO): nucleus
Molecular function (GO): DNA binding; ATP-dependent chromatin remodeler activity; ATP binding
Source: RefSeq, a predicted model, not a curated record